Stomoxys calcitrans (stable fly) is the source of this 1960-nucleotide messenger RNA. RefSeq names its product pre-mRNA-processing factor 17. Gene Ontology annotation, molecular function: mRNA binding; protein binding. The record is from RefSeq and is a predicted model, not a curated record. Bases 85 to 1815 code for a protein of 576 amino acids. Lineage: Eukaryota; Metazoa; Arthropoda; Insecta; Diptera; Muscidae. Gene Ontology annotation, biological process: mRNA splicing, via spliceosome. The transcript has 3 exons. Gene Ontology annotation, cellular component: catalytic step 2 spliceosome.
AAAACGUUUGUUUGGCAUAAGUUCUUAACAUUUUAUUGUCUGAGAAAAAAAACACAUUUAAAUCAAAUAUCGAGGUGGGAAAAAAUGUUAGGACUACAAAAUUACGGCAGUUCAUCCGAAGGAGAACAUUCAGAUAAUGAAGAAUCUAAGGAAAAGCCCGUCAAGACACAAGAGAAAGCAACACCAGAUUACCUGAAACCUAUCGAUCCUAAACUAUCAGUGGCCAAAUCUUUGGCAAUUUGUGCAGCUCCCGAAGUAGUGCCCAUGGGUACGGUAGCAGUGCAACGAACAAUUGAUCCAACACUUAAAGAAAUAACCUACAAUCCGAAAUAUGAGGAACUGUAUGCACCAGUAAAGGGUCCCGAAAAUCCUGAUCAAACUCAACAAAUGAAAGCUCCGCGUAAUACAUUGGCCGGUUAUGUGGAAAAGGCUCACAUCAAUGCCUUUGAAUUUGAAAAUCAGCGAAGAACUUUUCAUACCUACGGUUAUGCUUUAGAUCCCACUGUAGAUGAAGUGGCCGAUGGUCGUUCGUUUGUGGGAGAUUUACAGUCCGCCUAUGAUGAUGAUGGCAAGACAGUGUUUGAGGCACCCAAGCCCAAAAAGAAAAGAAAACAAGAGAAGAAUGAUAAUCCUCAAGACAUAGAAGGAUUCCUGGGACCAUGGGGUAAAUAUGAAAAUGAAGAGAGCAUAGCCAAACCCAAUGAACAGGAGAAGGCCGAAUUGGAGGAGAUUCUGGCUAAACGGCAUAGACGCAAUAGAAUACCAGAGGAUAAGCCAUUGGAGGAGAAAUCCAUACUACACAUCAAAGAUGCCUAUGACUAUCAAGGCCGCUCAUAUCUACAUGCCCCUCAUGAUUUGGAUGUUAAUCUAAGAACAAAUGCCCCACCUACCAAAUGUUAUUUACCCAAAGCCCAUAUACACUCCUGGACUGGUCAUACCAAAGGCAUAUCGGCCAUACGUUGGUUUCCCAAAACUGCCCACUUACUGUUAUCCGGAUCCAUGGAUUGUCGUGUUAAACUGUGGGAAGUCUAUGGUGAACGUCGCUGUAUACGAACUUUUAAUGGACAUAGGCAAGCUAUUAAAGAUGUUGCCUGGAAUAAUCGUGGUACACAGUUUCUAUCAGCUUCCUAUGAUCGUUACAUAAAACUAUGGGAUGCUGAGACGGGAGAUGUGGUUUCACGAUUCACCGCCAGAAAAAUGCCCUUCUGUGUUAAAUUUCAUCCCGACAACUCAAAGCAACAUUUGUUUGUGGCUGGCACAUCGGAUAAGAAAAUUAUUUGUUGGGAUACCCGAAGCGGUGACAUCGUUCAGGAAUACGAUCGACAUUUGGGUGCUGUAAAUACCAUUACAUUCGUUGAUGAAAAUCGCCGUUUUGUCACUACCUCAGACGAUAAGUCAAUGCGCAUUUGGGAAUGGGACAUUCCCGUCGAUAUGAAGUACAUAGCUGAUCCGACCAUGCAUUCCAUGCCUGCUGUGACACUUGCACCAAAUGGCAAAUGGUUGGCAUGCCAAAGUUUGGAUAAUAAAAUUGUCAUCUUUUCUGCUUUGAAUCGUUUCAAAAUGAAUCGCAAGAAAUCUUUUAGUGGUCACAUGGUAUCCGGUUAUGCCUGCCAAUUGGAUUUCUCACCAGAUAUGAGUUAUUUGGUAUCCGGAGAUGGUGAUGGUAAAUGUUAUAUAUGGGAUUGGAAAACCUCAAAAAUGUAUAAGAAAUGGCAAGCGCAUGAAGGUGUGUGCAUCAGCACACUGUGGCAUCCGCAUGAAGCGAGUAAAGUGGUAACAGCUGGUUGGGAUGGAUUGAUCAAAUUUUGGGACUGAACUACAUACACGGUUUGUUUUUGGAGUAUUUCUUUUUUAAAUAGCUAUGAUUUUUUAUAUAUAUAAAUGUACCUCUAUAUUUAACGUUAUAUUUAAAUAAUAAGGAUAUAGGAAAUCCAAAAAAUAACCGUUUAACAAUUUUUCU